AUGUGGAUGUUCAACUGGUUCUGGGAUGUGCUCUCCAGCCUGGGCCUGCUGAACAAGCACGCCAAGCUGCUGUUCCUGGGUCUUGAUAACGCUGGCAAGACGACGCUGCUGCACAUGCUCAAGAACGACCGUGUCGCGAUCCUCCAGCCUACGCUCCACCCCACCUCCGAGGAGCUCGCCAUCGGCAACGUCCGCUUCACGACCUUUGACCUGGGCGGUCACCAACAGGCACGACGACUCUGGAAGGACUACUUCCCCGAGGUCAACGGCAUCGUCUUCCUCGUCGACGCCAAGGACCACGAGCGCUUCCCCGAGGCCAAGGCCGAGCUCGACGCCCUCCUGUCCAUGGAGGAGCUGCAGAAGGUGCCGUUUGUCGUCCUCGGCAACAAGAUCGACCACCCCGACGCCAUCUCCGAGGACGAGCUGCGUCACCACCUGGGCCUGUACCAGACGACGGGGAAGGGCAAGGUGCCGCUGGAGGGCAUCCGGCCGAUCGAGGUCUUCAUGGUGUCUGUUGUCAUGCGCCAAGGAUACGGCGAUGCCAUUCGAUGGUUGUCGCAGUACGUCUAG
Messenger RNA from Verticillium nonalfalfae, 570 nucleotides. RefSeq names its product COPII coat GTPase. The transcript has 5 exons. Gene Ontology annotation, molecular function: GTP binding; GTPase activity. The record is from RefSeq and is a predicted model, not a curated record. Gene Ontology annotation, cellular component: COPII vesicle coat; endoplasmic reticulum exit site. Gene Ontology annotation, biological process: membrane organization; intracellular protein transport; vesicle organization. Bases 1 to 570 code for a protein of 189 amino acids. NCBI's taxonomy places the organism in Eukaryota, Fungi, Ascomycota, Sordariomycetes, Glomerellales, Plectosphaerellaceae.